This is a messenger RNA of Lytechinus pictus (painted urchin), 5708 nucleotides long. RefSeq names its product protein VAC14 homolog. Lineage: Eukaryota; Metazoa; Echinodermata; Echinoidea; Temnopleuroida; Toxopneustidae. The coding region runs from base 518 to 2113 and encodes 531 amino acids. Gene Ontology annotation, cellular component: endosome membrane; PAS complex. The transcript is spliced from 16 exons. Gene Ontology annotation, biological process: phosphatidylinositol biosynthetic process. The record is from RefSeq and is a predicted model, not a curated record.
UCGUGAUCUAGCAGCCAAGGGAGACAAAGACCAGAUCCAUAAGUUGAUAGCUGUCCUUGGGUCUGAUUUUGCCCUUUCGCCAAACACAAGUCUCAAGAGAGGUGGGCUUAUCGGUCUUGCUGCUACAGCCACUGGACUUGGAAAGGAGUCUUCAGGCUAUGUAUCAGAGCUGAUCAGACCAGUCCUGCCUUGUUUCAAAGACCCUGAUAGCAGGACCCGCUACCUAGCCUGUGAAGCACUCUAUAACAUAGCCAAGGUCACCAGGAAUGCCAUCCUCAAGCACUUCAAUGAUGUAUUCAAUGUCCUCUUUGUGCUUGCUGCAGAUCCAGAUAUAAAUGUCAAGAAUGGUUCAGAGUUGUUGGAUAGACUCUUGAAGGACAUUGUCACAGGUAGCCCAAAUUUUGAUCUGAAUGCAUUCAUCAACUUAUUACGAGAGAGGAUCUACACACAGAAUUCCUUUGUGGGCCAGUUUAUUCUAUCAUGGGUGACUACAUUGGACUCUGUACCAGACAUCAACAUGCUGGUUUACUUACCUGAGAUACUGGAUGGCCUCUUUCAUAUUCUCAGUGAUCAGAACAAGGAAGUCAGAAAAAUGUGUGAGUUUUGUCUUGAUGAGUUUCUGAAAGGAAUCCGCAAGAAUCCGAGCAGCGCUGACUUUCCAAACAUGGUGAACAUUCUAACCACUCACACGACAUCCCAAGUUGAAUUGAUCCAGCUUACAGCAAUGACUUGGAUUAGAGAAUUCUUGAAUUUAGCGGGAAGAUCAUUGCUUCAUUUUAUGUCAGCAUUAAUGAGUGCCGCACUACCUUGUCUGGCGUAUGAAGAACAACAUCGGAAGAGUAUCAAAGAUGUUGCUACAUCAGUCAAUCAAAGUCUGAUGAGACUGGUAACACAGAGUGAUGACGAAGAUACGAACCAACAUGCAAUAACAAGUACUCCUGAGAAAUCUGAUAUAACCAGUAUUACUCUUCCAGUGAAGCUCCAGCUUGCCCCGAUAGUCCAGGUCCUGACGCGGUACUUAGGUCACAAGUCAAUGCAGACUAGGAUAGCUGUAUUACAGUGGAUCUAUCAUCUACACAUCAAGACACCAAAGAAGAUAUUCUAUCAUGUUGAGCAACUCUUCCCAGUUCUCCUGAAGACUCUAUCAGAUCCAUCCGAUGAGGUUGUUCUCCGUGACCUUGAGGUACUUGCGGAGAUAGUCUCUUCAUCGGCUGGUCCGGAGUUUAUUGCCGACCAGCAAGCAGCCAAUCAGAUCGCUCAGUCAGCAUCCAACACAUCGUUCAAGGCAGUAUCAGGUACCAACAAGUACUUCAAAGACUUCAUGGUGAAGCUCCUCAACCUCUUCUCCAUUGACCCGCAACUUCUUGAGGAUAGAGGCUCUUUUAUUAUCAGGCAGCUGUGUCUGUUAUUGAAUGCUGAACACAUCUACCAAGCCCUGUCUAAGAUUCUUCUGGAUUCGCCCGACAUGAAGUUUGCUACUACGAUGGUCCAGACCCUGAACACCAUCCUGCUGACCUCCACCGAGCUGUUUGAACUCCGCAGUAAACUCAAGGAUCUUAAAACAGAGGCUAGUUGCAGUUUAUUCUGCUGUCUUUACAAGUCUUGGUGCCAUAGUCCCGUUGCUACUGUCUCACUGUGUCUUCUCACUCAAAACUACAAACAUUCCUGUGAUCUUAUAUACCAAUUUGGAGACUUGGAAGUCACUGUAGAUUUUCUCACAGAGAUUGACAAGUUAGUCCAGCUUAUUGAGUCACCUAUAUUCACUUAUCUUCGGCUUCAGCUAUUAGAUGCAGAGCACAACCCCUUUCUUCUGAAGAGCCUGUAUGGUUUGCUGAUGCUGCUACCACAGAGUACCGCCUUCAACACCCUUCAUCAUAGGCUCACUUGUGUACCUAAUCUUCAGUACUUGUCGGGUACAGGGGGAACAUCCAAGAAACUAUUCCUACCGGGGAAUAAGGCUACUGUUGACUCAAGUAAGGGCGACUCAUCUUACAAGAAGAAUAUCAACUGGAGUCAGAUGCUGGAGCACUUUCAUCAGAUCCAGCAGGACCACAGUAAAGCUAAGAGAUCCAGACAUCUACCCAUGGAGACCCUGUCAUCUGGACGAUCCUGAGAUCAUGAUCUUAGGGAUGCCGGCUGUCAUGCGUUCAGCUGGAUUUGCCUUCCUGCAUGCAGGAGAGGAUAUGGCAAUUUGGGGAUGCAUUCUGUCAUUGCCAAGGUUUUGAGACAUCCUCCAUGGCUUUGGUUAGAAGUUGUUGUGAGUUUUAUUUGUUUUUCGUCAGCAGCCGUUGCUGAUGAGCCAUUGCCAAAGAUGACAGCUUAGUUAUGCUAGUCAUUGUAGAUCCUCAACUCUGAAGGAUAGGAAAUGACAACUGUGCGGAUGCCGAAGACUAUUGCCAGUGAACUUGAAGUGACACAUUCUCCAUGGUCUCUUGUCAAAAGCUUCUAUGGUUCAUUUCCUGAUAAUCUAUUGUCAAUUAGCCAGUGCCAAAGACAACAAGAUCUCUGUACGAUUCAUCGUGAAUAAUUAAGUAGAUUAUUGUGAAUGAAUGAAUGAACAUAGUAUGAACAUACCUACGGCAGGAUUGUGUUGGUGCUUGCUAGGAUCACCAAAUUCUUUAUGUAAAAGAAAGCCUGGUUUUCCAUGAAAUAUCUACCCUAUGAAAUGAACUGUAAAUGAUGUUAAAUUCACUGAGGUGCGAUCAUCAAUUUACAAGGUAAUCCUGGAAGCAAGAGGAAACCUAGGCCAGGGUCACUCCCGCCCUACAGGGAGUCAAGAUUGACUGGUCAAUCACAUCUGUGGAAUGCCAGCAAUGCCAACGUUUGUUCAAAUUGUUUUCUAAAUAUGAUGUAUACUGGUACAUGCAUUAUUACAUUGAUAAAUCAGUGUGUCCAUCUUUGUUUAUAAAGGGAAAUUGCAUACAUUUCUUAUCUGAAGAAUUCUGACAUUGAUGGAUUUCCAUAGUUCAGGGUACCGUAACUCAAAGGUUGCGAUUGAUCACUUAUUUGAAAGAACAAUUCUGAUUGGUUCCUGGUCAGUCUACUGAGCAAAAUGCACAUGCAACGAUGAUCUUGAUAGGCCAUUUCAUGUAGCGAUUAACCGCUUACCUUUGUGUUACGGCGCCCAGAUGUCUUUGUAAGAUGGGGGGCCUAUAUAGGCUCCAUUGAUAAAUCUUGUGACUAAAUGGUCUUAUUGAGAUGGAGGAUUGAUAUGUUUUUAUGGAAUUAAAUUUCAAAUUGAAGCUGCUGAAUUUACGUCUUUCCUUACGUUUCUUUCUUUCUGGACUCCAAUCACUCCACUAUCCUAUCUUUUUAAGAAGCUCUUACUCACUCACUCUCCGUCUCUUUUUCCAUCUCUCUCCUAUUUUGAAUAUUUAUAUCUUUUGUUUUGAAUGAAAAUAUACUUGGGUGUUUAACCACUGUAUUAGUGGGAGCUUCUUGAAAUGAUCUGUUUUCUAGUCAUCGUGAUAUUGUAAUGCUCUCUAAUUAUCAUGUCAUUAGCAGGACAUACAAAAGGUUGGAACAUUUUAUGGAAGUGUCCUAAUCUAGAUGGCAAUUUGGCAUUUCUCUCUGAAAUGGAUUACAAAGUUUGAAAAUAUGAAGAAAGAAUUAGUAUUGUUUACUGACUCAGAAUGUAAGCCGUCAAAUGUUCAAUGAAUGGAGCUGCUCGUAUCUCAGCAAACAAACUGAAAUAUUUAGAGGUUUUCUUUAAGACAGUCAACCAACAUUUAUGAUGAAAGAUGAUAUGGCUCAUAGAUUGUCAUGUUAUUGUCCUAUAUUGGUGAUGUUUAAUUAAGAAUAAGAUUUUAUGAAAUGGAUGUGCUUUAGCUAGUUAUUUCAAGCCAUUUUAUGGCAAAAGGGAUAAUGUUGGGGAAAAAACAGAAUCUAAAAAACUCACCUUUGUUAUAGUUUAUGCUUUGUAACAUUUUUAAUGUGCUCUUCCCAGCGUGAUUUUCGCAACCAUAUUAUUGAAUACAUAUCAUAGCAUUGUCAUUGUUUGCUAUUUAUAACCAAGAAUAUUGACUUGUAUUCAAGUUUGGUCAAGAUUUGAGCGAAAAUUUAUAUUGCUUACUAUAUAAGUAAACAUAUUAUUGACUUUCAGACAUUCUCUAACAUUCCCAGGAUGUGAUGUUUUAUUUCUCAUGAAAUGAAUAUUCAGUAUGUUAAAGUAAUAUAGAAUUUGUAUGUGCAAUUUACAGAUAAACUCUGUGUGUAUGUCACAUGAACAAGUGACAUUGACAUUUGAAUGUAAUGGUAAUAUGAUAUUUUUGUAUGUUUAAAAGCAACCAAAUGGUUAAAAAACUUAAUGCAUUGCCAAUAUCACUGCUUAGAACCCCCCCCCCCCCCCCCGAGACAUAUUUUUCUACUUUUCCAACUGUAAACUAUAAAUCAUGCAAGAAUACAAACGUAACCAAAGUAUUUCAGUUUAACCCCUAUUUAAGGGGGGGGGGUCAAAUUGACCCCCCUCGACAAAUUUCAUCACUACGCCAUCGCGCAAUUUAAAAACAUACACUUAUUCGCAUAAUUAAUUAAUAAAAAAAUAAAAAAUUUAGAAAAUUUUACGAUACAGUCUUGUAGUUUACAUCAGGCUCUAUGUGCGUGCGAAUUUUCGCGGCGAUCGCAUAAUGAGCGACCGAGAUCUGAUACCUCCCCCUAUAUCCUGGUCUGGAAUAGCCAGUUAAAUUAGGGUAUGAAGUACAGUCAAUAUUGGAGAGGUACUGGAGCAGAGAUACAGCAUCAUCAGAAUAUUCCUGAAUUUACCAACUUUCUUAAAGCUUUGAUUCUCAGAAAUCUAUGCAUUUAAAAAAAUUUUGAAUUCAAAACACCAAGCGGUCAAAACUCUGAUUUUAAAGUAUCAAGCCGUUUGUUUUGAUUUUUUCUUCACUGCAGUCAAUACUCGUUUUUACUGUUAGCACGUAGAUAAAUUGUGAACAAGAACAGUACCUAGAUUUUGCUUGAGGAAGGAUAUUGUGACCUCACUAAAGAGUUUCACCUUCACAACAAAACAAUCGAGGGAUAUUUGCAUAAAUGUUUUAAUGUUAGUGUGUAUGUACUUUGCAUGAUCACCACUGCAUGUGAUGGAGAAAGAUGGAACAAAAAGAAUGAAGUGGCAAUGACUUUGUAUUUCGCACAUACUCUUAAUAAUUCAAUGCGUUAUGACCCCAUCAGCUGAAGUAAGUGACAACGGGAAAUGCAAAAGUUCCAUCACUUCCAGUGACAUUAAAGGGAAAAUUACUCUUUUUUUCCACAAAUUACUUUCGACCAAUCCUAUAGCAAGAUUCUUAGUAUGGGGAAGAUAAAUACUUAAAAUCAUAUCAUCUGCCAUAGUGUUUUGACAGAGGCAGUGAAUGAAGUCAUCCUUCUGCCCCCUCAUAGUUUCAUCUUGUAAUUUCCAUAUCAUGUUACUGUUUUCAUUAUUGUGCAUUUUGUAAUUUCAUAUUUUACUGAUUUUUUAAAUCCAGAAACCAAACAGUAACAUAAAUGUAUGCAACAAUUGCUCUAUGAUUAGCUUUACUGUUAUGAACUUGCUCUGUGUCUUUGUAGAAAUCAUCGUAAAUUUGUAAAAACAUUUUUUUUAUACAUUUCUUUUGCAAUUCUAAUUUUGUUGAUACAGAGUAUUUAUAUAUGAAAUAUAUAUCAAUUAUGAUUAAAUCAGUGAUUGUACCUUGUCUCAUUUUAUCAGAAAAAAAAAUUAUUGCGACUGCAUC